Gloeophyllum trabeum ATCC 11539 is the source of this 1608-nucleotide messenger RNA. RefSeq names its product peptide amidase. The transcript has 4 exons. NCBI's taxonomy places the organism in Eukaryota, Fungi, Basidiomycota, Agaricomycetes, Gloeophyllales, Gloeophyllaceae. The coding region runs from base 1 to 1608 and encodes 535 amino acids. The record is from RefSeq and is a predicted model, not a curated record.
AUGCCUUCAAUCGAUGUAGCAGGGCCCGCCGAAGCCACACUUCUUUUACAAUCAGCACCCCCUAAAGCGGAAGCAAAUGCCACAUUCACCUCCUUCGAUCCCCGGGAAGCCACCAUCGCGUCGGUGCAGCACGCCAUCUUCCACCAGGCGAUCUCGUGCCGCACCAUCGUCCAAUCCUUCCUUGACCGCAUCGCAGCCUACGACAAGCAAGGGCCCUACAUCAACGCUAUCAUCACCACAAACCCGCAUGCCCUGGUCUAUGCUGACGAGCUUGAUACGAAGUUACAGCAGCCGGGCUUCGUCCCGGGCGUGCUGCAUUGCGUGCCAAUGGUCUUGAAGGAUAACUAUGACACGUUCGACAUGCCGACUACUGGGGGGAGUCUCAGCUUGAAGGGGGCACAACCUGCUGCUGAUGCUUCGGCUACCGAGAGGAUACGAGACGCUGGCGCCGUCAUCCUCGCGAAAGCGAAUCUGCAUGAAUUCGCUAUCGCCGGUCUUACGAUCUCAAGUAUACUAGGGCAGACCAAAAAUCCGUAUGAUCUGACUCGCACACCUGGAGGAUCCAGUGGUGGGACCGGGGCAAGCGUCGCGGCCUCUUUCGCCGUCAUGGGCACCGGCACGGAUACGGUGAACUCCAUCCGCUCGCCCACAUCUGCCAACUCCCUCGUUGGCAUCCGCCCGACUCGUGGAUUGGUCUCCCGGGACGGCAUUGUCCCGCUGUCAUACACUCAAGACGCGAUCGGUCCUCUAGCGCGAACCGUGUUCGAUGCUGCGACGCUGCUAGGCGUAAUGGCGGGUUAUAACCCUGCUGAUAACGUGUCAGCGCUGGGUGUGGGUCAUGCAGAGGACUAUGCGUCCUAUGCUUUGCGCGGAGCGCGCAACGAGUCGUUAUUGCAGGGACUCCGUAUUGGCAUCAUCGACAUCCUCAUUAACCAGACGGAAAGUGACCCGGAGGUGUACGCGGUUAACAAAGUAUUCAAUGCUACUCUGGCUACGUUGGAGCAGGCGGGGGCGAUCCUGCUUCACGUUACGGACCCAACAUUGGACAUCUCGCACCUCUCAGCCGUAUUCGACGUCCAGAUCUACGAAUUCCGCGCCGAGCUGGACACCUACCUCGGAAACUACAACGGCAGUGUCCCGGCGACGAGCCUUGACGAGAUCGUCUCGCAGAACCUGUACGAGAAGGGAGACGCGGCCACGGGAGCCUUCAUGCGCAACGCGACUGUCCCUUUGAAUAACGAGACUAACCCCGAGUACUUCACCCGCCGCUCGGGCAUCGACGGUUUGCGCACCCAGUUGGCGCUGCGGUUCGCGGAGCAGGAGUUGGACGUCAUGUUCUAUCCGCAUCAGAACCGGCUUGUCGUGCCCAUCGGCUCGCCCAGUCAGAUUGGCAGGAACGGUCUGGUAGCGGCGUUGACUGGCCUUCCAGCGAUUGGGGUGCCUGGAGGGUUCAGCGACCCGAGUGGGACGGCGCCGAUGGGCGUCCCGGUUGGUGUGGAGUUUAUGGGCAGGCCGUUCGAGGAAGGGAAGCUGGUGGAAAUUGCUGCUGCGUUUGAGAGGUUGGCGAGGGCGAGGCGGCCCCCCCUGAGCACUUGGAAAAGUGUUUAG